This is a messenger RNA of Gavialis gangeticus (Gharial), 2297 nucleotides long. RefSeq names its product methyltransferase like 18 (gene METTL18). Bases 393 to 1517 code for a protein of 374 amino acids. Lineage: Eukaryota; Metazoa; Chordata; Crocodylia; Gavialidae. The record is from RefSeq and is a predicted model, not a curated record. Gene Ontology annotation, molecular function: protein-L-histidine N-tele-methyltransferase activity. The transcript has 2 exons. Gene Ontology annotation, biological process: peptidyl-histidine methylation, to form tele-methylhistidine.
ACUCUCAUUUUAAUUCUUGUUUUUUGAUUCCGUGCCAGACUGAUGGUGGUGUUAUUAAGGCAAGGACACAACCAAUCAACCUCCUGGUUCCAAAUGAGAGUCACAGUCACUAAGAAAACACAGAUGAGAAACCCUAAAAUGAUCCUCUUCUUGUAUAGAGAGAAUUCAACUGAUGAAGUUACAGUGCAAAUGGGAUUGUGCAUGUAGAAGAUCUCCUAGUGAUAACUAAGUGCCAGUAGCCUUCAGUCACAUUAGGACAGUCCUAGAACACGUUUUUAUCAACACAUUACAAGAAACAUUGCAUUUACACCAACAUCUUCAUUGGACAAGUACAUCUAUCUUUUGUAACUACCUUCUAGGUGGUCUUUUUAUUUUCCUUGGACUAUAUAAAAAUGGCAUUUCAGUUUAACUUUUCUAUCAAGGAAAAUGUAGAAAACAAACUAGAGGCUCUUAGUGAUACAGACUUACUCCUGGGCUCUGCACAGGAUGCUUUGAAAAACCAAAAAGGAUCUACAGAAAGCAAGGAAGUGUCAUCAGAAGAACAUGCCGCAGUACAGGAAUCUCUACAUGCAUAUAAGGUAGCACCAGAAACUGCAGCUCUUAUAGCAAGCUGCUGCCCAGAGCCAGCUGAAGAUGAAAACCAGAAUGAGACACUAUCAAAGAAAGAGUCCUGCAAAGUUGCCAGGGAGCAUAAUAUACCUGACGAUGUCGACAAAGUGUUAGAAAAUAAAGUUGUGGAAGCCUUAUCGGGGCUAUAUCAUGUAAACAUUUCUGUAGUGGAAAUUAGUCUUUCAGAUGGCUCCCAUGGAGAAGACGUAGUGUCUAAAAGUAUUUCUUCUCACUCUGAUCUCCUCCCAGGUGUCUAUGAGGGAGGAAUGAAAAUCUGGGAAUGCACUUUUGACCUCAUAGAUUACUUGUCAACAGCUGAGAUACAGUUUGUCAACAAGACAGUUUUGGAUCUUGGCUGUGGGGCUGGACUGUUGGGAGUAGUGGCCUUAAAGGGAAAGGCAGAAAAAGUCCAUUUUCAGGACUACAAUGGCACUGUAAUUGAUGAAAUAACCUUGCCUAAUGUCGUGGCUAACUGUGCUGGUGGUGAUGGCAGUGAUGAUGAUAACAGAAAAGCUGGUGAACCUACUUCAAAAAGGCUCAAGAAAGCAGAUUGUUCACCUGGUCUGCUCUCAAAAUGCAAAUUUUUUUCUGGGGAAUGGUCUGAGUUCAUUCGACUCCUAUCAAGUGACGGGAAACUUAUUUCAAAGUAUGAUAUCAUUCUCACAUCAGAGACUAUUUACAACCCUGAUUACUAUAGUGCUUUGCACGAUACCCUUUCUAAGCUACUGUCUAAAAACGGCUGUGUGUAUCUGGCUAGCAAAGCACAUUAUUUUGGGGUUGGAGGUGGGGUCCAUCUCUUUGAAAAAUUCAUCGAAGAGAGGAAUGUGUUUAGGACUAAAACGGUUAAAAUUAUUAAUGAAGGACUGAAGCGGUUUAUUAUUGAAAUGGCCUUUAAGAGUUCUAGUUGAUACAUUUGUGUACCCAUUGAUUUGGUUAAAUACCAUUUCUAGCACAUGCCUUCUUUAUCUUGGUUGAAUUGUUUUGAAGUGGCUUAUAUGCUGGGAUACUUUGCUUCUGGAGAAUAAAAUGAAUAUAUUUUGAUUAGACAGUUGUAUAUAUUGAAUCAAGUACUGACAAAAGGUGCCACAAUUAUACACCUGAGAAUCUGUCAUACUUUUUCACAGAACAGAUAGAGCAGAGGAAGCAGCAAUACAAACUUCUCAUGGCCAUUUUGAUUAAUCUACUACUAAAUAUAGUCAUUCCUGGGGUGUUUUAUAUUAGUGGAUCUGAGAGAAAUGCAUCCAAAAUACCACUAGCAUUUAAUAUAAUAUGCAAACACUGGAUUGAAAAGAGGCAAAAAAUGCAACAGUGGUUCCAAUUAAGUAUUUUAGCUGAGGUCCUGGGACCACGUCUUUGACUUAAGAGUUGGUAUGUGAUGCAGUGACUUUUAAUGUGCAAUUUUCUGUUCUCCCACCAGAGGAAUAUGCCAUUUAUUACUUGCAUUAUAUUAGAACCUAAUCUUGCAAAUAUUUCAUUUUUCUUGCUCUGUAUGUAUAUAAAUGGGUUUGCAAGAUUGGACUCCUGGAGAACUAAAUAAGCAAUAAUCAUUGGGUGACAUGGUUUCUAUAUUGAAGUUAAUGGGAGUUUUACCACCAAUGUUAAUAGGACCAGAAUUUCACUGAGGUCAACCCUUAAUGUGAGAGAAAAAUAAAUAUAUUGAGCUAUCAUAAAAUCUUGAUGCAGAUAAA